Schistocerca gregaria is the source of this 3939-nucleotide messenger RNA. RefSeq names its product glucose dehydrogenase [FAD, quinone]-like. The coding region runs from base 1152 to 3089 and encodes 645 amino acids. The transcript has 5 exons. Gene Ontology annotation, molecular function: flavin adenine dinucleotide binding; oxidoreductase activity, acting on CH-OH group of donors. The record is from RefSeq and is a predicted model, not a curated record. NCBI's taxonomy places the organism in Eukaryota, Metazoa, Arthropoda, Insecta, Orthoptera, Acrididae.
UUACAGUCACUUACAUACGUGCAAGAUCUGACCACAUCAGUGGAAAGAACAUUUCAUUCUGCAGAUGCCAUCACAGCAGACUAUAAUCGCGCUCUCGUAGUGUGUUGAGCAUGGCUGCAAGUAUACCUAGAAUGGUUCGCCUUGAACUACAAGUGUUACAUAUGCUUUGAUAUCUCCCUGGAUAUUGUGCGGACUGUACAAUAACUUCAUAUGAAGAACUUGGUCUCUGGCUCGGUAAGGGAACGAGAAACAUCUUUCCAAUCAGCGGCUCAUGAUCCUCACCUCGUCAGCAGCACAUGUAGGAGUGUGUCGACAGCUUCAUACAGCUUCUAGUAGCCAUACCAUAUGAUUUAGUGAGAAGCUUGGGAAAGAAGCUCCUAUGCAUCCUUGUUACCUGGUUGUAUUCUUUCAUGACUGUCGACGCAAAUAUUCACCUCUAACGAUGUCAGAGUUGCCAGAAGCACAGUACAAGAUGUUUUAAGUGUCACCUAUCAACACAAUAUACCGUCAUUAUCUCUACAGGUCGCUCGCAUUUUAUGUCCAUAUGAUGAUGGCACUAAAUCUUUCGGAUGUUUUUGUAAAAGGUAAGAGCCAUACUGUUCCGUUACAUAACCAUUUCUGGUUAUACGGUACAUGACCACGGUUGAAGGCUAAAAAGUUUGCAACGAGGAAAUCACCAGUAGCCGUAAAGGACGCCGUUUACAAGUCUCCGACACUGUGAUUGUACCGCCAACAGUUAGUUUCCUGAGAGCCGCUCUCUUCAUAUACAAGAAGCCGUCGUCUCCCUAGGUUUCCAUAGCGGCGCUAGUGAUGGCGGGUGCGCCUCUUCCAGAGUCAGUGAGUUCUGCGGGGGCCCAGAGGCAGCAGGUGUCCGCAGACAACCAAUACCCGGCUUGUCCUCCUUACAUAAGCGCCAGCAGGUCGCCAGCUCUGCGCCGACAAGUCGACACUCCAGCCCCAGCGGCCGUGCGGCGAGCCCGCAGACCUCCGCAACCUUAUCACCAGCUCGCAGCCUCCGACUGCCCGACUGAGCUGACCGACGUGUUAGCGGUGUCCGCCUGUGAGCAGCUUCUGUCCUGUCCUCAGCAGUACAGAACAAGCGCAGAGGUCACCACACCCACCUAAACUUACUUACAAGGUCGCGCUCGGCGAUGUCGGCGCAGUGCAGGAGCUGCGACUUCGGCGACACGCCGCUGCUGUCGGGCGCGUGCGGCGGCGGCGCGUCGGCGUUCAUGCUGGCGCUGCAGGCGCUGCUGCAGGCGCGCUGCGACGUGUCGGACGCGUGCGGCCGCGUCGGCCGAGACUCGGCGCAGCUGCCGACCGGCCGCGCCUUCGACUUCGUCGUGGUGGGCAGCGGGCCGGCGGGCAGCACGGCUGCGGCGCGCCUCUCCGAGAGCGGCGCCACGGUGCUGCUGCUGGAGGCGGGGCCCGAGGACCCCACCAUCUCGCACGUGCCCGCCUUCGCCGUCACGCCCAUCCGCACGCGCCUCGACUGGAACCUCACCACGGCGGUGCAGCAAAACGCGUGCCUGAGCCAGGGCGGCGUUUGCCGGUGGCCGCGCGGCCGCAUGUUGGGCGGCACCUCCUCCAUGAACGGCAUGAUGUACACCAGGGGACACCCGCUGCUCUACGACGCCUGGGCCGCCGCCGGCAUCCCGGGCUGGUCCUACAACGAGGUGCUGCCCUACUUCAUCAAGAGUGAACGCAACUUGAAUCUGGACCAGGUGGAUCCAGGCUACCACGGGAGUUCGGGUCCAAUGGCGGUGCAGUUCUUCCCAUACGCGCCGCCCAUGACGGAGGCGAUCAUACAGGCAGGCGAAGCGAUGGGCUACCGGAGGGGCGACCUCAACGGCUUCAACAUGACGGGCAUCAACCGCGCCCAGAUGAUGGUUCUGGACGGCCUGCGGGACGAGCCCAGUCGCUGCUUCCUCCGUUCGGCGGGACGCGCUCCGGGAAGUGGUCUGCGAGUCGUAAUCAACGCUCACGUCACCAAAGUGCUGAUCGACCCCGCCACACGCACAGCGUAUGGGGUCCAGUUCGUCGACAGCGCCGGUCAGCUGAAGGAGGCGAGGGCGCUCAGGGAGGUCAUCCUGUCUGCUGGCGCUAUCGGAUCUCCGCACCUCCUCCUGCUGUCUGGCGUUGGGCCCAAAGAGCACCUGCGCCAGUUCGGUGUCCCGCUGGUCCUGGACCUGCCCGGCGUCGGGAGGAACCUGCACAAUCAGGUAUCGGUCGCAGUGCCCUUCCUCACAGACGAACCUUUCACGAGAUGCCUCUCCAACAAGAGCGUCCAGGACUUCUUGCGGUACCGCAACGGGACGCUGGCGAGCACCGGCCUGACGCAGGUGACCGGCUUCUUCUUGAGCAAGUACGCGUCCAACGGCGUGCCGGACGUGCAAGUCUUCUUUGACGGCUACAACUGCCGCUGCUCGAAAACGGGAGCGGACGGAGAGUGCGAGGCGGGCGAUUCGGGCAAGUGCGGUCCGCGCGUCGUGAGGGCGCGACCCACCAACCUGUUCCCUCGGAGCCGCGGGCACGUGCGCCUCACGAGCGCAGACCCUCUGCAGCCGCCAGAGCUGCAGCCCAACUACCUUCGCGAGAAACGCGACAUGGACGUGCUGAUCGACGGCAUCCGCCUCGUACAGCGCAUGGCUAAGACUCCGCCACUGAAGAAGCUCGGCUUCCGCCUGGACACCAAGCCUUCGAAGGGAUGCGAGAAGGUCCCCUUCGAUUCGGACGGCUACUGGCGGUGUGUGGUGCGAACGGCCACCGGUCCGGAGCACCACCAGGCCGGGACCUGCAAGAUGGGCCCGCCGCACGACCCAAUGGCUGUGGUGGACGAGCGACUGAGGGUGCGUGGCAUACGAGCGUUGCGCGUAGCCGACGCGUCUGUUUUCCCUGUGGUUCCCAACAGCAACCCAACGGCCGCCAUCGUAAUGACUGGCGAGAAACUGGCCGACAUGGUUCUCCAGGACACAGUCGCCCACACUGGUGGCCUGGCUUCACGCUCCGGUGUCGUACCUACCAGAACCCACCACGGUUUUGCAGUGCGUUCCCCAGCCCUGUACCAGUUUCACGCUUUCUACGGCUAGACGCCAGUAAUGUGCUGAUCUCAGCACGCCGCUGUGGACCAUCAUCCAUCCAAUACUUAAAUGAUUUCACUGGCAUACAUUACAGCAAUGUCUUUUCGUAAUGUCUACACCAUAAAUGUUACUAGUAUCCCAGUCAAAAAAUGAGCUAAAUAACUACCAGAGAAUUCCUCACAGGAAAUCAUAACUCAUUCACAGAUACGCAUCUCAUAUGCAUGCGUCUACCACGCAUUUAUUAUGUAUGCGUGUGUUUCCAAGAAAGUCCUGUCACAGCAAUAACGGGGAUUUUUGCCAUUCACCCAUCUUAACCUGCUAUAGUAGCAACUAUAAGCACUUUACACUAAGACAGCUAGAGAUGCACAAAGCGUCGAAAUAUACAUUUACACAAAGCAAAUAUAAUGCAGCUAAGAUUUACUCUAAACGUAAGUUUCUUUCCACUUUUUGCAUCAGUCACAAAGCCCCAUUCAGACGGUUCAGUACUAAAUGUGAUAAGUUUAGCACCGAAAUCGCGUCGCAAAUGUCACAAACAUUUGUUCGACUAAUUUAUUUAUUGGAAAAGCCGAGCACAUAAUAUUACACACUUUGCAUUACCGUGAUAGUUACAAAAAACAAUAGAAAAUACAGAGAAACACAAUGUCAGAAGAAGAUAUUGCUUCCUUCCUUUCAUGCAGUGAUUCGCAGCGACCACGGAAUAGUUAUUCACACAAUAAUAAUAUUAUUUACCUACAGCAGUAUACCUGGCUGACUGACAGAAGACGUGACAUUUCCUAUUUUAUACCCCAUAUGUAUUUUUGAAGCAGUAUUAAAAUAUAAUGUAUUAACAGUAAUAAAAUGAAUUUUGAUUGGAAUGAGA